Chenopodium quinoa (quinoa) is the source of this 1556-nucleotide messenger RNA. Its product is annotated as peroxidase 12-like. Gene Ontology annotation, biological process: hydrogen peroxide catabolic process; response to oxidative stress. The record is from RefSeq and is a predicted model, not a curated record. The coding region runs from base 125 to 1180 and encodes 351 amino acids. NCBI's taxonomy places the organism in Eukaryota, Viridiplantae, Streptophyta, Magnoliopsida, Caryophyllales, Amaranthaceae. The transcript has 3 exons. Gene Ontology annotation, molecular function: heme binding; peroxidase activity.
ACCUGCUUUAUUAGUUUGUUCCCUCCUUUAAAUUGGCCUAUAUUGCAGUGGAAAAGUCUCACAUUAAAAACACGUACACUUGAGAGAUAAGGUUACUGAUUUUGAGCUUGAGAAAAAAAUAAAAAUGGGUUCAUCAAAUAAUUUGGUUCUAUUUUUAGUUAUAGUUUCAUCUUUUCUAGUUGUAAUUUCUGAGGGUCAGCAAAGCAGUGUACCAGUUGUGCCUGGUCUUUCAUACACAUUUUAUUCAACUAGUUGCCCUAAUUUGGAAUCCAUUGUUAGGAUUCAUCUUCUUCAAGUUCUUGAGAAUGAUACUACUCAAGCUGCGGGUUUGCUUCGACUUCACUUCCAUGAUUGCUUUGUUCAGGGAUGUGAUGCUUCAGUAUUGCUAGAUGGAUCAACAAGUGGUCCAAGCGAGAAAAGUGCGAUCCCGAACUUAACAUUGAGGCAGGCGGCAUUCAAGAUCAUCAAUGAUAUACAAGCUCUAAUUCAAAACCAAUGUGGUCAAGUUGUGUCAUGCGCCGAUAUUACUGCUCUUGCCGCUCGUGAAUCCAUAUUAUUGUCAGGUGGACCAUACUAUAACAUCCCCUUAGGAAGAAGGGAUAGUCAAAAUUUUGCAACAGCAAACGUUACAUUAGCCAAUCUACCACCACCAACUUUUAACACUACUCAAAAUCUCAACUUAUUUACCUCCAAAAACUUCACUGCAACCGAUCUAGUCGCCCUCUCGGGUGGUCACACCAUUGGGAUCGGCCAUUGUACGUCGUUCACCAACCGACUUUACCCCCAGCAAGACCCGAACAUGGAUAAAACCUUCGCUAAUAACCUUAAGCUCACAUGCCCUGCUUCAAACACUACAAACACUACCAAUUUGGACCUUCGUACCCCUAACAUUUUCGACAACAAGUACUUUGUUGACCUUAUGAAUCGUCAAGGCUUGUUUACGUCUGAUCAAGAUUUAUAUACCGAUUCAAGGACCAAGAGUAUAGUCCAGAGCUUUGCCGUUAACCAAACAUUGUUUUUCGAAAAGUUCAUAGAUGGUAUGGUUAAGAUGGGCCAACUUGGCGUACUGACCGGAUCACAAGGGGAGAUUCGUGCAAAUUGCUCCGCGAGGAAUGGUAACAGUAUGGGCUCUUGGUCUAUCGUAGGUGACGAGCUACAAGGACGAUUGGCUCAGUACUAAAGAUCAUCAAAAUAAUGUAACGUUGGAGUUUAAAGUCGAGUUUGUACGUUUUAUACGUGUGUUUGAUCAUCGACCUUCUAGGCGUGUAUAAUGUAGUAGAAUAAGCUAUGCUUAGUAUGAUCAAAGGUUUGUGUUACAUGUCGACUUGUACUUAUACGUUCAGUUGCAUUGUAACCAUCCUCGCUUCAUCUAGUAUGAUGCUAUAUGAGCUCCUUUUGAAUUUGUUGUCAACACCUUCAUAUUUGGCCAUGGGUUGAUCUUCUGGACAAAAUGACUAGGCGAAAAAAACGUUACACUUACAAAAUUACUAUUGCUAGACAUUGUCUAGCAAGCUGCAACCCUUUUUAUGAUAUAACCUUUAGUUGUAUGAGUUGUA